UAUUCAUUUUCAACUUAAAAUGCAUAUCGAUUUUGAUCCCUCACAUAUUAACUGGUCAGCAUUGACCGAGCAGCCUAAUCAAUGGGGUGGGUAUAACGUAUUUCGCGGUGUUCCUUACCAGAGAGGAAGUGGAUUAGGUUCAGUAUUCAGAAGUUUUCUCCGUUAUCUCAUACCUAUCGGGAAAGAAAUUGGUAGUGCCAUAGGUAAACAAGGACUAGAAUCGGGCAAUAAAGUUUUAAGUAAUGUUCUGGAAGGAAAGAAUCUCAAAGAAUCUCUAAUUAAUGAAGGCAAAUCAGGGUUAAAAAAUUUAUUACAGAAAGCAGCAGAUAACGUUGAUAAACAAACUGGCAAAGGCUUUGAUUUUAAACGUUACAAGAAUAUUGAAAAGCAUCCGUCCCUUGGUCAAAUGAAUGAUGAAAAAAAUGAUAUAAAGCUUAAGACUAUAAAUAAGCGGGCAUAUUCCCGUAUUGGCCCUCCUAAUUUUAUUCCUAAUCUUGCUAGGAAACCUUCGAAAAAAUCUCCUAGAAAAAUUCCCGCUAACAAACGUUUACGAGUAGAUACUUUAGGCACAUACUAA
This is a messenger RNA of Meloidogyne enterolobii, 577 nucleotides long. Lineage: Eukaryota; Metazoa; Nematoda; Chromadorea; Rhabditida; Meloidogynidae. The record is from the annotation of a GenBank genome assembly.